Messenger RNA from Lodderomyces margitis, 498 nucleotides. RefSeq lists its product as uncharacterized. The record is from RefSeq and is a predicted model, not a curated record. The transcript has a single exon. Lineage: Eukaryota; Fungi; Ascomycota; Pichiomycetes; Serinales; Debaryomycetaceae. The coding region runs from base 1 to 498 and encodes 165 amino acids.
AUGCAAUUCCUCAGCUCAAAGUCGCUAUUAUAUAUCAGGAUUGUUUCACACUUUGUGCUAGCGUACUAUUUGGUUCAAGAUCCGGAGGGGCUCGUGUCGGCAGGAUUUGUUAUACUCAUGGGCCAAGCAAUGCAGGCACCAAUCUUACACUUGAGUCCGAGCAGUCCAGUUUUGGGUAUGUUGGCAAUUUUUGUAUCGGCCCAAGCCAUAAGUGAUUUGGUCCCGUUGCUAGCUGAAAAUUGGAACCAUUUUGAAACUUUAGUGCCAGUGAGAUUGUUUUGCUACUUUUUGAUCACCGCAUACAUAUACUUUGUACCCACCAGCAAAGUUAGCAACAGUUUAGUUGCCACCUAUGCCAUGCUUGAAGUUUGGACAAACUUCCUUAUCUAUAAUAACUUGAGGGACGAAAAGUUUUACAGGAUGAAGAAAUUUGUCGAGGAAAAUGCGGAUGCUAUAAGGAAGGCUCAGGAUGACCAGGUGAGAGUUAUUGAAGAUUAG